This is a messenger RNA of Miscanthus lutarioriparius, 870 nucleotides long. The record is from the annotation of a GenBank genome assembly. Lineage: Eukaryota; Viridiplantae; Streptophyta; Magnoliopsida; Poales; Poaceae.
AUGCUCUCUGUGCUCCUCGGCGGCUACCUGACCGCCUACCCUCCGCUGCCUCUCCCACCCGCAACAGCAGCAGCCCCGAGCCCGAGCGCGCGUCUCCCGGCUCCCUUCCCUCCUCGCCUCAGGCACGCGUCCCCCCUCGUCGCCCGACGGCGCGCGGUAGGGGUGGGGGAGGCGUUGAGCGCGUCAGCCGCCGCGGAGGGCGAUGACGAGUACGAAGCGGAGCUCCAGGAGGAAGGGUUCCCGAGCUGGACGGGCGGCGGCGGCGAGGAGGACUACGACCACGACCCCGAAAUCGGAGACAUUAUGGGGGACUAUUUCGACAACCCCAAGAAGGCCCAAACCCGCAUGGAGGAUAGGAUAAGAAUGAAGCGCCACAAGAUCGUGCAAACAAAGACCGGUUCUCCAAACCCGAUGAAAGUUGUCUUCAACAAAUUUGACUUCUCCAAUUCAUAUAUAUGGUUCGAGUUCUACAAUGCUCUGUUGCCAAAAGAUGUUACAUUAAUUUCUGAUUCUCUGCGAUCAUGGCAUAUAGUAGGCCGUCUUGGUGGUUGCAAUUCUAUGAAUAUGCAGUUAUCGCAGUUGCCUUCAGAUUGUAAAAGGUCGACUUAUGAUGCUCUUGAAGGAGCUAACGUCACUCCGACGUCCUUUUAUAAUAUUGGUGAUCUUGAGAUUCAAGAUAAUCUAGCACGAGUAUGGGUAGACAUUGGUAUUCAUGAGCCAUUGCUUCUGGACAUGCUGCUUAAUGCCUUAACAACAAUAAGCUCAGAUCAUGUUGGUAUUAAGCAAGUACAGUUUGGAGGGUUAGAGUUUUUGAACUGGAGUGAGGACUUGAAAACAGAAGAAGUUGGAUAUAGUGUGUGCAAAAUCUAA